GCUGCUGACAUCCUGUUCAGGCCCUUCUGUGGUUUGCAUGAUUCGGAGGCGAUGAUGACAAACUGUCAGAGAAAAAAAAUUCAGUUUAGGUGGAGCAGGACCUUUACAAUUAACCAAAGUAAACCGGACUGAAAGAUGCGCACUUACUGUGUACUUCUACACAUUUUUGCUGCUCUCCUCUUGUGUGAUUAUGGGAUGUUCUCCAAGCCGUCACCGUCUCCAUCAGAGAUGUCCACCACCUCAAUAUCAGCCACAUCUGACUCUCACACUACUGGGAUGACAACAGAAUCAGUAACUACUGGGAAUGACACGAGCUCGUAUACCUCUGAUGAAGAAGUGUCAGCUGAUUUUAAAGAUACAACUGAGAGCAGUGGAGAGGAUCCUGAAAAUGAUUUUAAAAGUCGGAAUGAAAGCGUCAGUGUAGUGAUCUCUUCAACCACACAUCCAUCGAGCACCACACAUCCAUCGAGCACCACACAUCCAUCGAGCACCACACAUCCAUCGAGCACCACACAUCCAUCGAGCACCACACAUCCAUCGAGCACCACACAUCCAUCGAGCACCAUACUUGUGAAGCACCAUAAAGAAGAAAGCAUAGGUUCAGGAAAGUUAACAGGAGGCAUCAUCAUUUUGGUAAUCAUCCUGAUCCUGAUUUUUUGUCUGCUUGGCAUUUUGUUUUUUCUGAGAAAGAAAGCAAGGAGUUACUCAUUUGAUCUUACUCGUGUCGAAGGACCUGGCAAUGAUUAUGACACCCCGCUCAAGAGCGACCAACAAGGCGUGAGCUAUGAACAAACCAACAAAGGCAAGUAUCUGCCUGUGUCUUUGAAUUUCAUACAAGAAGACAAGUCUGAGGAAAAGACCAAUUCGAUAGCAAACGGCUCUGCAGGAGAGAAACCCGAACAAACACCUACCAGUGAAAACGAUGCCCCAGAAGAGAACAGUUUGUCUUCAGACUCGAGCUCGUCUACGCCAGUGAAGAAAGUGGAGUUUAACCUGGAUCUGGAUCUGCUUGGGAGUGAAUCUGAAUUCAGUGGUCCGACCGAAGCCGAAGCAACAGAUGCGGCGCAGAAUGAAAACAACAAUAACGUCACUAAUGCUGGACGAGGAACAGCAGAAGAUAUCUUCACUGAAAUCAGUCUAGACGAGCCAAAGGAACAUGCAUAGCGUGUGUUUCCCAUCCAACAAUCAAGAUCUCUGGUCUAAAUAUAUGAUGCCUGGAUCCAGACUAUAUGAGUGCUACCGAGUCGGUAACACUUUAUAAUAACUGCACACUAUUAAUCAUUAAUUAAGCAUUAGUAAACAGAUAAUUCAUAAUUUAUAAAGCAUUAAUAGACAGUAAUAAGCAGUUUAUAAAUAAAGAUAUAAAUGCUUUAUUCUUUAUUUAAAAGCAUAUCUAUAAUGUGUUUAAUAAUUGUAUUUUCAUACUUUAUUCAUGAUCAAUGUAUCAUUUCUCAAUGAAGUAUAGCAUUAUUUACAAACCAGUUAUUUGGGAGUUGCCAGGGAUUCAUAAGAUCACAAGAAAUGUAGUAAAUUCAGGUAGUUAUAAAGCAUUUAGUAGUGGUCAGUUAACUAUUUAUGUGAGCUCAUCUAAAGUGAGGACUAGUUAUGCCUUGUAAAGCAUUUAUAAAGGAUAUUUAAAGGCUCAGUUAUCUUCUUAACAAAAAAACGGAAACAAACACAACACAGUGAUACAGAACAUAGAAAUAUUAACUUUAAGCUUUAGCUUUACAAGGCAUAAAUAGUCCUCACUUUAGAUUAGCUCACAAAAAUAGUUAACUAACAACUACAUUUGUUUUAUAACUACCUGCAUUAACCCUGAAUUACAGUAGAAAUACAUGUUAAUAAACCAUUUAUUAACACUAUAAGUAACUAUUACUAUAUGUCUGAAUAAAAAGAUGUAUGAAUGCACAUUUAAAUAGUUUAUUAAUAAUUUACUUACAAUUUCUAAGUGAUCUUAUGAACCACUGACAACUCCUUAAUAACUGGUGUGUAAAUAAUGCUAUACUUAAUUUAGAAAUGAUAAAUUAAUCAUUAAUAAAGUAUGAAAAACAAUUAUUAAAUACAUUAUAGAUAUGCUUUAGUACAGGUAUCUGUAUUUAUAAACUGCUUAUAAAUGUCUAUUAAUGCUUUAUAAAUGAUGAAUUAACUGUUUCCUAAUGCUUAACUAAUGAUUAAUAGCAUGCAGUUAUUAUAAAGUGUUACCAAAGAGUCCUUUUGACAUCCUCACUUCAAGUUUCAUCUAGCGUUAAAAAAGAUUGUAUACUGUACAUAAAAAAACAACAUUGAAUCAUUAAAGUUUAUGUAAAAAAUGUUAGCAUACGAAUGCUGUAUAAAAUAAUUUGUGGCUGUAAUAAACGUUCUCUGUGUAAUGCAA
This is a messenger RNA of Carassius gibelio (silver crucian carp), 2374 nucleotides long. RefSeq lists its product as uncharacterized. NCBI's taxonomy places the organism in Eukaryota, Metazoa, Chordata, Actinopteri, Cypriniformes, Cyprinidae. The coding region runs from base 136 to 1164 and encodes 342 amino acids. The transcript has 8 exons. The record is from RefSeq and is a predicted model, not a curated record.